CUGAGCCUCAGUUUCAUCCUGCCCUUUGCCUGCGGCCUUUAUAAGAGUUCAUACAGCAAGCAAGCGCGCACCUUUUGUUCUCCAUACUGCUACAAAUCCCUUGUAUCACAAACUCAACUAGUCAACUACACCCCAGAGACUCAGCUACAAUGUCGGACGCCAUCCCAGCGCUUCUCAUCAUCCUUAUCACCAUCCUUCUACCUCCCGUGGGAGUAUUCCUCGUCGCGGGCUGCGGCGCCGACCUCUUUGUCAACAUUUGCCUGACCCUCCUUGGGUACAUCCCCGGCCACAUCCACGCGUUCUACGUCGAGUAUGUCUACUUCGAUCGGAGGGAGCGGGCGAGGCACGGACAAUUGACGGGCCACCACGCGCCGGGAGUGUACAGCGAGAGGGUGCAAUCUGGAGGGUCUGUGGGGUACGGGACGAUUUAGGGAUCCGGUCCCUCGCACAAGGCCGUUUGAACGAGAUGGGAGGGUUGCUUUUGCUAGAAGAAGAGAAUUCUACGAGACGGUGGAGGCGUGCUCAGCGAUAUUUUGUUUCGGUAACGGCGGGGGGAGUUGGUGAUUUUCCUCUUGAGCAAGGACUCGCGCAGUGACAGGCAAAGCGCAACGAUGCGUGUUAGCUCCUCCCUCGACGACGUGGUAUGUAGCAAUAUGGGCAUUCAAUUUCCAAACACGAGGCUGGGGUUAUUUUGUUCUUGUGCAAUACGUUGGC
This is a messenger RNA of Cladophialophora immunda, 714 nucleotides long. RefSeq lists its product as uncharacterized. Bases 150 to 431 code for a protein of 93 amino acids. NCBI's taxonomy places the organism in Eukaryota, Fungi, Ascomycota, Eurotiomycetes, Chaetothyriales, Herpotrichiellaceae. The record is from RefSeq and is a predicted model, not a curated record. Gene Ontology annotation, cellular component: membrane. The transcript is spliced from 2 exons.